Molecule: messenger RNA, 3958 nt
Organism: Candoia aspera
Lineage: Eukaryota; Metazoa; Chordata; Lepidosauria; Squamata; Candoiidae
Gene: KIRREL3
Product: kirre like nephrin family adhesion molecule 3
Exons: 17
Coding region: 149-2485 (778 amino acids)
Biological process (GO): cell-cell adhesion; synapse assembly
Cellular component (GO): plasma membrane; cell-cell junction
Molecular function (GO): cell adhesion molecule binding
Source: RefSeq, a predicted model, not a curated record
GGGGAAGCGAGAGGGGCUCGGGCCACGCGGGAGAAGCGGGAACGCCGGCCGGGAGGGUCCCUCGGCGAGCGCGCCAACUGUUGUCGCCCGAACUGCUUGAGCGCGCAAGUUCAUCUCUCUUCUCUCUCCCGGCCCCCAACUCCGAGGAAUGAAAGCUUUUCAGGCGGAUUUGGCUCUGCUCUGCUUCUUCCUUCUCAGCCAAGAACUUGGUCUCCCAAGAAGAGGAUGUUAUUUGGUCUUUGGAUUUAUGUACAAGGAGAAGUAUCGGCGAAUGACUGAAGGCCCAGCAUCUUCUUUUACACAGCAACCUCAAGACCAGGUGGUGAUUGCUGGCCAGCCCGUGACCCUCCUGUGUGCUAUUCCCGAAUACAAUGGAAUUGUGCUAUGGAUUAAAGAUGGACUUGCCCUUGGAGUAGGAAGGGAUCUCUCCAGUUACCCACGCUAUUUGGUUGUGGGGGAUCAUCUCUCAGGGGAGCAUCACCUGAAGAUCCUGAGAGCAGAUCUCCAAGAUGAUGCUGUGUACGAGUGCCAAGCCAUUCAAGCGGCCAUCCGUUCCAGACCAGCCCGGCUGACUGUUCUUGUACCUCCAGAUGAUCCAAUCAUUAUCGGAGGACCUAUCAUCAGCCUGCGAGCUGGAGAUCCACUGAAUCUUACCUGUCAUGCUGACAAUGCCAAACCAGCAGCAUCUAUCAUUUGGAUGAGGAGGGGAGAAGUAAUCAAUGGAGCAACCUAUUCCAAGACAGUAGUCCGUGAUGGCAAGAGAGAAAGCAUCAUGAGCACACUUUUUGUCUCUCCAUCUGACGUUGAGAAUGGCCAGAUCAUCGUCUGUCGGGCUACUAACAAGGCUGUCCCCAGUGGAAAAGAGACUUCUGUCACCAUUGACAUCCAACAUCCACCUCUCGUCAAUCUGUCAGUAGAACCUCAGCCUGUCCUUGAAGACAAUAUGGUAAAGUUUCACUGCUCUGCAAAAGCCAAUCCAGCAGUCACCCAAUACAGAUGGGCCAAAAAGGGUCACAUUAUAAAGGAAGCAUCAAGUGAUGCUUAUGAGACCAUUGUUGACUACACCUAUUUCUUUGAACCUGUCUCCUGUGAGGUAACCAAUGCUCUGGGCAGUACCAACAUCAGCAGAACAGUCGAUGUCUAUUUUGGGCCACGCAUGAUGACGGAACCACAGUCUCUUCUUGUUGAUCUUGGAUCAGAUGCCGUAUUUAAUUGUGCCUGGAUUGGAAACCCAUCUCUGACCAUCGUCUGGAUGAAGCGAGGCUCUGGCGUGGUUCUGAGCAAUGAGAACACAUUAACGUUAAAAAAUGUGCGGCAAGAGGAUGCUGGGAAAUACGUGUGCCGAGCUGUGGUUCCACGUGUGGGUGCAGGAGAGCGGGAAGUGGCUCUGACUGUCAAUGGACCACCCAUUAUCUCCAGCACACAGACACAGCAUGCUCUCCAUGGAGAAAAAGGCCAGAUCAAGUGCUUCAUCCGCAGCACUCCUCCACCGGAUCGAAUCGCCUGGUCAUGGAAGGAAAAUGUCUUGGAGUCUGGUACCUCGGGUCGAUACACGGUAGAAACCGUCAGCACAGAUGAAGGUGUCAUCUCUACCUUAACCAUCAGCAACAUUGUACGGGCUGACUUCCAGACCAUUUACAACUGCACUGCCUGGAACAGUUUUGGUUCUGACACUGAGAUCAUACGUUUAAAAGAACAAGGUACGGAAAUGAAGUCAGGAGCUGGUAUGGAAACAGAGUCAGUACCCAUGGCAGUCAUCAUAGGCGUGGCCGUUGGAGCUGGUGUUGCGUUCUUGGUCCUGAUGGCCACCAUUGUGGCUUUCUGUUGUGCUCGCUCCCAGAGAAAUCUGAAAGGGGUCGUUUCAGCCAAGAAUGAUAUCCGUGUUGAGAUUGUUCACAAAGAGUCUGCCUCCAGCAGAGAAACUGAGGAACACCCAACAAUUAAGCAGCUAAUGAUGGACAGAAGUGAGUUCCAACAGGAUUCAGUCCUCAAACAACUGGAGGUGCUCAAGGAGGAAGAGAAGGAGUUCCAGAAUUUGAAGGACCCCACUAAUGGGUAUUACAGUGUGAACACCUUCAAGGACCACCACUCCACCCCCACCAUUUCUCUCUCAGGUUGCCAGCCAGAUUUGAGGCCAGCCAACAAGCAGCGUGUGCCAACAGGCAUGUCCUUCACCAACAUCUACACAACCCUGAGUGGGCAGAACCGUCUCUAUGACUACAGCCAGCGCUUCAUCUUAGGCAUGGGAAGCAGCUCCAUCGAGCUGUGUGAACGGGAAUUCCAGCGGGGUUCCAUGAGCGACAGCAGCUCCUUCCUGGACACACAGUGCGAUAGCAGCGUCAGCAGCAGCGGGAAGCAGGAUGGCUACGUACAGUUUGACAAGGCCAGCAAAGCUUCAGCCUCAUCCUCCCACCAUUCACAGUCCUCCUCUCAAAACUCAGACCCUUCUCGGCCCCUGCAAAGGAGGAUGCAGACCCACGUGUGAAAGGACAGGACGAAACUGGAAAUGAAAGAGAUGGGGAGGGAAAGCAGGAUAGGGUGCACUGGCAGGCAGGCCAAGAGACCACCUGCGCUGAAUCCUGGCCCUGCUGAAGUCAGCAAAUCCUGGGGGGAUGGAGGCUGUUUGACAAGUUUAUUUGUGCUCUAGUGACCUUUAGCUCCACAAAGCACUUCUCCCCUUCUCUAGAGUUAAACUUAAUGCAAGGUGAAGGGAGCUAGACUGAGCCUUGUAUCGCAGAUAGAACUUUUCAAAGAAACAUACGCCUUCUUUCCUAGACCUGUUGACUCCCUUAAACAAGGGGGAAGGACCCAUGACAGCUGAACCCAAACUAACCUUAAGCACAAUGUCCAUUACCUUCCUGUAGCAAACCAGGUGUGGAGGGAUGGGAACAAAGAAAAGCAAAAGGACAGAUAACUUAUUUGGAGAAUAUAGGUUAAAACAAAUCCCUCAGCCCCUUCUUUUAGGGAGGACAGGCUUCUAAAGUCAACUCUGCAGGAGUUCCAACAUCCAUGGCAUUCAGUGGGAGGCUAGGCAUCCUUGCCUGUCCUUCCAAAUAAGGUGAUGUCCCUGGCCACUGGAGAUUUGGAGGUAGUUAUGACCAUCCAUAGCUGACCAGCAAUUUGUAUUUCCCAGUUCAUCCAAGUGGCUUCCCCAUUUGGGAGAGGGAAGACAUCUAGGCUAUCUUUCACUGGCAUGUCCUCUACUGUUGGUCGCUUCAUGAAGAUAGAAUGACUGAUGCUUCUAGAGUCUUUUAUUCUUUCCACUUCCUCUUCCUUAGUGACAUCAAUUCCUGUCUGUGGACAUUUCGAGAAGGUGCAUCUUCAAAGCCGUCAUGUGCACCAGCAAACUGCCCUCCCUGCUGCUUAGCCUCAUUUGCAAAUUAUAAUUGGGGGGGGGGCUGUGUUCUUCAAAGCAACCUCAAACAAUGUGGCUUAAUUUAAGGAAGUUCAGUGUGAGGGGGAGGGGAAUAGCCAUUGGUGUAACGAUGUGCACUGACUGCUAAUCCUGGUCUUUUAUUAUUUUUAAUUAUUUUUAUUUUGUUUGGUGUUUAGUGUUUAUCAUAUUACAGUGUGUCUUUGGACUAAAAAAAAUGGAGUUGAGAACUUUUAAGAGUGGCUUCUCAGCAAAACACCCAGAUAUGCCUAUAGCCCAUCCAUCAUACUCUGAUUUUGAUUAAGAGGAACUGUUGGUAGAGGGAAGACUGAACUCAUCUUUUGAGUGAUGUGCGACAAUCACAGCAGAGGCCCUUCCAAAGUGGGGUACAGCUGCGAGCGAACACAAAACAUUUCUUCUGCUUGUGUAUUCCUUGCCCUCCCUUCCUGUUAUUCCCACAACAGCACAACUGGAAGAUUAAUACAAAAAUUGUUACAAGCACCAUUGCAGUGAGCUCUUUUGAAAACUAGUCUGAUUAAACAACUCUAUUCCAAAAGAGAAAUUACACAUCACAUUUAGAAGGAG